Halteromyces radiatus is the source of this 1173-nucleotide messenger RNA. RefSeq names its product branched-chain amino acid aminotransferase. The transcript has 3 exons. Lineage: Eukaryota; Fungi; Mucoromycota; Mucoromycetes; Mucorales; Cunninghamellaceae. Bases 14 to 1093 code for a protein of 359 amino acids. The record is from RefSeq and is a predicted model, not a curated record. Gene Ontology annotation, molecular function: branched-chain-amino-acid:2-oxoglutarate transaminase activity. Gene Ontology annotation, biological process: branched-chain amino acid metabolic process.
AUUACAAAUUAGAAUGAUGUCUUCACGAACUCCUACUAACAAACUUGACUGGGAAAACAUUGGAUUUCAAUAUCGUGAUACUAAUGGUUUUGUUAAAUAUACUUGGACUCCUACUACUGGUUGGGAUGAAGGCGUGUUUUUGACAGACCCCAUGUUGAAUGUUCAUGUUUGUGCUACUGGUUUACACUAUGGUCAACAGUGUUUUGAAGGUUUAAAAGCUUUCCGUGACAAGGAUAAUCGUGUUCGUAUUUUUCGACCUCGUUUGAAUGCAGAACGUAUGCAACGUAGUGCGGAUAUGGCCUAUAUGCCUCGUGUUCCUGUAGAAAUCUUUGAACAAGCUGUACGUCGAACGGUAGAAGCCAAUUUGGAAUAUGUUCCUCCCAAAGAAUCUGGUGGUUCCUUUUAUAUUCGUCCUGUUCUAUUUGGUAGUGGUGCUUUCAUUGGUAUGGGUGCUGCUCCUGAAUUCAACUUUAUUGUCUUUGGUAUGCCUGUUGGAAAUUAUUAUAAGAGUGGUGUUGUUCCUGUAGAUGCUCUUGUGAUCGAAGAUUUUGAUCGAACUGCGCCAAAGGGUACUGGUGCUACCAAAGUAGGAGGAAACUAUGCACCGACCUUCGGACCUAUGCAUCGUGCCAAGGAACAAGGAUAUCCCAUCACAUUACAUUUGGAUAGUAAAACAAAUUCAUACAUUGACGAAUUCUCUACAUCAAACUUUGUGGCAUUGACUCAUCCUGAUCCUGUGACCAAGAAACGAACAUUUGUAACACCCAACUCUAGUACUGUUUUACAAUCCGUUACUCGGUUAUCCUUGGAAGAUAUUGCUGAAAAAAAUUUAGGUUGGAAUGUGGAAGAAAGACCAGUCAAGUUUGAAGAAUUAGAACAAGGCAAGUUUGAUGAAGUGGCUGCUGUGGGUACUGCUGCUAUUUUAACUCCUAUUCGUAAAAUUGUUCGUGGCGACAAGGUGAUCAGGAUUGGUUCUGGUGUGCAGACUGAAAUUGGUGAAGGCUUUGCACACCUCUAUAAGGAAUAUCGUGGUAUUCAAUCUGGUGAUCUUCCUGAUACUUUUGCUUGGAUGUGGCCAUCUGAAGGUUUAUAGUUUAGUUACUUUUAUUAUUAUUUAGUGAUUGUGUUAGAUUAUACAAAUAAAUGAUCAUCUAUUAAAAUCAUUGAAAAAAA